AUUGGCCGUCGCGCGCGGCAGUGGGCAGAGCGGCAUCCGGUGCGGCGGCGGUCGGUCUGUCGGAGCGGAGCGGCCAUGACGGCGCACAGCUUCGCGCUGCCGCUCGUCCUCUUCUCCGCCUUCUGGGGCCUCGUGGGCAUCGCCGCCCCUUGGUUCGUGCCCAAGGGGCCGAACCGCGGGGUGAUCAUCACGAUGCUGGUCACCACCGCCGUGUGCUGCUACCUCUUCUGGCUCAUCGCCAUCCUGGCCCAGGCCAACCCCCUGUUUGGGCCGCAGCUGAAGAACGAGACCAUCUGGUACGUGCGCUUCCUCUGGGAGUGAGCAGUCCUCAGGAGCCGGCGCCUGAACAGACACCCCCCCCAAAAUUAUCACCCUCUUGCUGCUGUUCCAGCCUCUACUCUCCCGUACCAGGCAGCCCCCAGACGUGCUGGGACAGAGGCUGGACCCGCUGCCCCAGUGCACCCUGAGCAUUGCAACCUGGACCAGUGAUGGCUGGGCCCCUGAGCAUGGCAGGCAGCACCCCCGCCUGGGACGAGGGCCUGGUACACCUGGCCCUGGGAGCAACCACACUACCAGGGAGAGAUCCCCUCAGCUGGCCUAGUGCUGUAGUCACUGACAUUAAGCACCGUCCUGAGAGAGAUCUGUGUGUAGUGCCAGCAGCUCCUGUCCCUGCCAUGCUUGCCCUGCUCCCUCCAGUGCACUCAGCCGUAGCCCCGCCAAGUGAAACCCCUGCUUCCAGCCCAAGCUACCCAACUAGUUACCAUAUUUCUGGUCAUUUCAGGCACCGGCCGCACCUCUGCGUGAGAAGGCAGGAGCCCGUAGCAUCCUCUGUUGUAUGGUCAGUCCCCUGUGGUGGGGGUGGUCCCUGCUAAGAGAGAUGCUGCCUGUGGGUGUGAGAAGGGAGGGCUGACCCUGGAGGAACAUGCAGACCCCCUGGGGUGUGAUGAGGGAGGUGCUGGGGUGCAGGACAGAAGGUUCUGCUGCUUGGCAGCCUGCUGGAGGGGAUUAAAGGGGUGCUGCAUCUCCUCCCGCCUCAGCAGUGAGGGUGCUGCAGUAGUGUCUGGGUACCACCACCCACCCAACCUGUGUCCAGGUUCCGAGAAGAACCGAGUAGGGUGUUGUGUUUUUUGUUUCCCCUUAUUUAUCACGUAAUUUAUCUGUAUUUAUUUACCUGUCCGUGUUUGUUAAAUUUGUGUGGUGGAAAUAAAUCCUUUUUCUAGUAAGUGA
Molecule: messenger RNA, 1227 nt
Organism: Harpia harpyja (harpy eagle)
Lineage: Eukaryota; Metazoa; Chordata; Aves; Accipitriformes; Accipitridae
Product: V-type proton ATPase subunit e 2
Exons: 4
Coding region: 76-321 (81 amino acids)
Biological process (GO): proton transmembrane transport
Cellular component (GO): proton-transporting V-type ATPase, V0 domain
Molecular function (GO): proton-transporting ATPase activity, rotational mechanism
Source: RefSeq, a predicted model, not a curated record